AUGGUCGAUGCUAACUGUAAAUUUGUGGUGGUGGAUAUAGGAUCGUAUGGGAAAGAAGAAGACAGUGGUAUUUUUCUCAAAUCCAUUAUGGGGCAACAGAUUUUAAAUGGAUCAUUUAGUUUUCCAGAGGAUUGUUCUCUUCCAGGUUCUGAUAUAAUUGUCCCGCAUGUAAUCGUUGGGGAUGAAGAUUUUCGUCUACACACGCAUAUAAUGAAACCCUACUCGAGAAAAUCAAGCAGAGACGAUUCUACAAAAACGGUAUUCAAUUAUAGACUUAGUCGAGCUAGACGUGUGACCGAAAACGCGUUUGGUUUGCUAAGCCAAGUUUUUCGUGUUUUUUAUCAACCCAUUAACCUCGAAAUGUCGACUUGUGACGACUUGGUAUGGGUAGCUUGUAUCUUACAUAACAUGUUAAGGGAUGGUUAUUUGGAAAAUAACAAACGCCCAUACUUCGAAUAUGAUCAUGAUCAUGACUUACCUUCCAACAGCAUGCUACCUAUACGUAGAGGAGGUGGAUUUUUACACGCAAAUGGAUUCGAGGUGAGAGAACGAUUUAAAACAUUUUUUAAUAAUGAAGGAUCAGUAUCUUGGCAGAGAUAA
This is a messenger RNA of Macrosiphum euphorbiae (potato aphid), 600 nucleotides long. NCBI's taxonomy places the organism in Eukaryota, Metazoa, Arthropoda, Insecta, Hemiptera, Aphididae. The record is from the annotation of a GenBank genome assembly.